GUGGGACCAUCUGAUCUGCUGAGAUGCAGAGUGAGAGUGUGAUGGCAGCUCUGUCUGUGCUGACAGUCAACAUGUUACUGAGCCUCUUCUUUCCUGCAGCUGUUUCAGCUGAUCUGGCUGAUUGUGGUACAACAAAACCACUCCUUCAUAUCACAGCACCAGGGAGGAUGGAAGCUCUGAGUGGAUCUUGUUUACAAAUCCCWUGUACAUAUGAUUCAACAGAUACAAGUUAUGACAGCAACAAACCAAUCUAUGGAGUCUGGAGGAAAGGUUUUUGGAACAAAAACACUAUUUUCCACAGUGAUGGCUCAGUUAAGAUCUAUCCAUUGAACAUAACUGGAGACCUGAAGAAAAAAAACUGCACCACUCUGUUUCUUGAUUUAAACACAACUUAUUCAGACAAAUACUUCUUCAGAAUUGAGAGCAAAAAAUUCAAGGCAUCAGCUUGUGCUGAUUCUGUUCAGAUAACAGUUAAAGAUUCUGCUUGGAGUCCCAGCAUCAACAUCUCAGGUGAUGUGAAGGAUCUGAAGGAGAAGGAGUCUGUCUCUAUCAGCUGCUCAGCUUGGACUCCCUGUCCACUCUCACCUCCUGAACUCACCUGGAGUCUCCAACAAGACUCUCAGAGACAAACAGAGACAAACCCAGAUGGAACCUUCGUAACAAGACAGCAGAAACAAAUCUGACUCUCAGUGUUUCCUAUGCUCCUAAAGACACCUCAGCAUCCAUCAGUCCAUCAGGUUUGGUGUCAGCAGGUAGCUGGGUGGAGCUGAGCUGCUCCAGCAGAGCCAAGCCUCCUGUCAGAACCUUCACCUGGUUCAGGAACUGUACAGGUGGACCUGUUAAUGUGUCUGAAGGCCAUGUUUAUAAUUUCAGUGUCACAGAGGGAGGAAAGUUUUACUGUGUGGCUGUAAAUAAUCUGG
This is a messenger RNA of Austrofundulus limnaeus, 920 nucleotides long. RefSeq names its product sialic acid-binding Ig-like lectin 14. NCBI's taxonomy places the organism in Eukaryota, Metazoa, Chordata, Actinopteri, Cyprinodontiformes, Rivulidae. The record is from RefSeq and is a predicted model, not a curated record.